Molecule: messenger RNA, 1719 nt
Organism: Penicillium lagena
Lineage: Eukaryota; Fungi; Ascomycota; Eurotiomycetes; Eurotiales; Aspergillaceae
Product: CocE/NonD family hydrolase
Exons: 4
Coding region: 1-1719 (572 amino acids)
Molecular function (GO): dipeptidyl-peptidase activity
Source: RefSeq, a predicted model, not a curated record
AUGCCGAACCAGAUCCAGGACAUCACCACCCGGGACGAGAUCUCGUUCACGUACAUUUUCGAGCAGAAUGUGUCUAUCUCGCUGAAGGACAAAUCGGGCCUGGUCCGGUGCAAUGUCUAUAGACCAAAGACAUCAGAGAAAUGCCCCGUGCUUGUCACUUACGGUCCAUAUGGGAAAGAUAUCAGCUACGAAGCUUUUCAUCCUAAAAGCUUCAGCGAAGUAAAUCCCGAGCAAAAGUCAGAGCAUUCGGCCUGGGAGACCCCCGAUCCCAAGUUCUGGACGGGCCAUGGCUAUGCCGUCGUCCGGGCCGACGAGCGCGGCACAGGCCAGUCGGUGGGUAAGCUCGACACUAUGUCCCGGGGCACCAGCGAGGCGUUCUUUGAUGUGGUAGAGUGGGCAGCCGAACAGCCCUGGUCGUCGGGCAAGGUUGGCUUGCUGGGGAUUAGUUACUAUGCGGGCAGCCAGUGGCGCGUAGCUGCCCGCCAGCCCAAGGGUCUUUCCUGUAUUAUUCCUUGGGAGGGUAUGUCGGACUACUACAGGGAUCGUUGUCGACAUGGCGGAAUUCUGUCUUAUGGAUUCAUCAAGUUCUGGUGGGACCGCCAGGUUCUCAGCAACCAAUAUGGACUACCAGGCAAGGCCGCAAGGCAUUGGGGCCCUGAUACCAUUGAAGGCGAUUUGCUUGAGGAAGAACUGGUUCAAAAUCGCCAGGAUCAAACAGUUGACAAUGUCGAAAACCGAUUCCGAGAUGACCUUUACUACGCCUCCAAGGAAUACAGCAUGUCGGACAUCCAGGUGCCCCUUUCUAUCGACCUGAAGUAUCUGCGGUUUAUCACUGGACGGCACGAUCUGCCUUUUUACUAUGCUGAGGAGGUCGAGCUGCAACGGAGUUUCUUGGAUGCUUUCCUCAAAGGGGAUGAUCGUAUCGGGUGGUCUACAGGUACUGCACCGAAGGUCGAUAUCGUCCUCCGCAAAGGUGAUGUGGGAUUUAAUAAUGCCGAAGAGGAAAGAAAAUUCCCUCGCAGAGUCGAAAAUGAAUGGCCCAUCGCUCGCACCCAGUACACACGGUUCUAUCUGACUUCUCAGCGUGAACUCCUCGCCACAUCCGAACCUCCGCGGGAGCCUCGUCCCAGCAAGGCCUCAUACCAAGCCCUGGGCACGCUCGACAACCCUCAGCUCAUCCAGUUCACCACACCCCCAUUUGAAACGGAAACCGAGAUUACAGGCCACGUCGUGGCCCACCUGAACGUGUCAAUGAGUGCCAACCCCGGUCAGUCCACUCCUCAGGACAUGGAUCUGUUCGUUACACUCCGGCAUAUCUCUCCUGUCGGAAAGGAGGUCGUCUACACUGGCACAGCGGGCGAUCCAGUUCCUCUGUGCAAGGGAUGGCUACGUGUGAGCAUGCGUCAAGUCAACCACGAACAUCCGCGAAACCGGCCCUGGCUGCCUCACCGGAACUACUACUCGACUGAUGUGCAGCCAGUGAUCCCCGGUGAAGUGUAUACAGUGGAUGUAGAAGUGUGGCCAACAAACGUGGUUGUCGAGAAGGGUGGCAAGAUCGUGCUGGAGGUCGCGAGUGGCGAUACUCAAGGCUGUGGAGUCUUCCAACACCAUUCACCCAUUGACCGGCCUCCCGAGCGUUUCCAAGGUCAAAACCAUAUCCAUUUCGGGCUCGGCGGCAAUUAUUUGACUCUACCUGUUAUUCCAGCCAGCAGUCAAUGA